Molecule: messenger RNA, 2162 nt
Organism: Scatophagus argus
Lineage: Eukaryota; Metazoa; Chordata; Actinopteri; Scatophagidae
Exons: 2
Coding region: 728-2140 (470 amino acids)
Source: RefSeq, a predicted model, not a curated record
UUAUUAUUAUUGUUGUUGUUCCGUUUAGCGGACGUAAACGUAAAUCACAGUUUGAUUUUUCUACGCCAGUGUGUUUUCAAUCGUGUGCUUUUAUUGCAGAAAACAAAAACUGCAGUAGUCGUGUCAUAAAUUGAAAUAACCACCGCGAUACCACAUGAACGUGUAAAUGUUUAUCUCUUGGCUUUAGAAUUGGAUUAUGACAGUGGAAAUCACGCGAUUCUCUAUAAUUUGCCUUUUUAACUGAGAUCUAAUUAUAAGUAGUACUUAUUUCCGACAGCACCUGAAGGCAAUAAGGGGAUGCUAUGCUUCAGUGUUCCCCUGUUGGAGACAAAAAUAAUUUGACAUCCUCACCAAAUGUUCACCUUAAUGAGAGCUAUAGGGCUAUCAAGGGCUGCUCUGUGUACACGAUGAAAACAAAUAAUUUAUAUUCACUGGGUAAACGUGUUUUUAAUGUCCUUUUUGAAUGUUUCCCACUUGAAUUAGCCUAGCAGUGCUUUCAACAGGCUAAGUCUGGGACCCACACAUCAUUAGACAAGAAAGAAGUCAUUCAUCAAGAGAUGAAUUACAGUCUGUAAUGACAUUUAUUCAUUAUAUGGAAUAUGUGUGCUCUAGCACUUCAAGGUAAUUCAUACACCUGCAGAAAAGGAGGAAACAGAUGCAAAAUUAAUUGGCUGGUGUCAGCCAAUCAGAGAGGUCAGAGUAUUUAGUAUUUAGGUAAUUGUGAAAAAUGUGUGUGUGUGUGUGUGUGUGUGCUUGUGUGUGGAAUGCUGACCGUUAUGACAUCACUGCGUUCCUGCUUGAGGUAAAAGCAGACAUUCCACACACACUUCCAUUCCAGAUUUCCACAAGGAGUCUUCUGGGGAGGACGUUUUCAUGUCGAUCAGAGAUGAGUAAUUCAACGCCAUAUGGAGUUAAAAGCUUACUGGAGUGCAUGUCCAGGGCAACACUCCUGGCACAGCCAGAUGACGUCCCGAAAUUUCUGUCCACACACGUGGACGAAAUGAUACAUUUCAGGGAUGAGGAAUCAAGAGAUACCAAGGAGGUUGCCUUUCAGUUUCAAGACCAAUGGGAGAACAAGUUUUUUGGUAAAGAGAAAAAAAGGACAAAGACCCCCAAAACAGCCCCAGAGGAUUCUCCUUCGCCUACACCCAGUGUGUCCAGUACAUCCUCUGGGUCUUUUGUGGUGUCACCUCCCUGUGAAGUGAGACAAAGGUCACGUAGAGUGUCUUCAGUCAGGGUUCCCGGUCAAGACGAAAGUGUGGGUCUAACUGCUGUAGGCAAAUCUACAGCUAGUAGACUAAGACCAGUACCACCAACCUUUAAGUGGAGCAUUGAGGCACGUCAAGCAUCAUCAGCUCGGGUUCCCAGUCGACACAACAGUAUUGGUCUUUCUGUUGUAAAGACAUGUCCCUCUACUACACCAAGACCAGUACUAGCACCAUGUAAGGAGCAAGUGAAGACUCGCCCUGGACUGUCAGUCAAAGAUCCCAGUGAAAAAGAAACAAAAUGGGCUCUUCCAUCUGCACAGGCAGAACUGCCGCCUAUCCCGCAGAAAGCCUCUCCACAACAGGUCCAGGGACGAAAAUCAACCAAGAAGCGUGGCAGCCGUACAUUUAUCUGCCGUCUGAAUGACUGCCCUUACCACAAGAAACCCCAAGAAGAGGGUGCAGUUGACAGAGAUCUGGAGACAGCUGAGAUCAGCACAAAGCCCACAGCUAAAAGCGAAGCGGGCCAGCAAAAGUCGCUGGCUGUGUCUAAAACAUUUGAUCUACAGCUUCCGUACAGACCCAAAGGAGGGUUUAUCAUAGAUCCAGAACUAGCACCAAAGCCAACCAAACGGGUGACACACAAGACAACUGGUGCAGAGAGCUCCUUGUCAAAGGACACCAACAGCACAGAUCUGUCACAAGUGUCCCUUGAGUGUUACAUGCAUGCUUCCCAUACAAGCACGUCUAAUGUGGCACGUUCUGUGCACACCAUGAGAUACAGGUGUGGGUAUGCACAGGGCGGCGAACUUCAGCCUCACUCUGUUGGGUUUUGUGACAUCACCUUGCAAGCUGAGUCCCAGCAUCAGUACCCAGCAAAGAACAGCGCAGCCGGUGAUCCCAUAACAAAGUCUUCAGCUAUGGGCUCAAAUUAAUUAUUCUGUUCUUUUGCACUAA